This is a messenger RNA of Gracilinanus agilis (Agile Gracile Mouse Opossum), 2424 nucleotides long. It is a transcript of the gene DCDC1, whose product is annotated as doublecortin domain containing 1. Gene Ontology annotation, biological process: regulation of mitotic cytokinesis; intracellular signal transduction. Bases 1 to 2424 code for a protein of 807 amino acids. Gene Ontology annotation, molecular function: microtubule binding. Lineage: Eukaryota; Metazoa; Chordata; Mammalia; Didelphimorphia; Didelphidae. The record is from RefSeq and is a predicted model, not a curated record. The transcript has 19 exons.
AUGUACAGGACAGAGAAUCUGAUUUUAGGAGCCCAUGGUGCUAUUAUGGUUGGAGUCAAGGUGGUUGUAAGUAAACCUGAAGUCUGGACAGAUGAAGAAGCAUUUAGGGAUCCAGAUGAAAGUCAGCGGGAAGAAAAAUGCCUUCAAACUGAAAAUAUUUCUCAGGAAACUCUAGAUUCAUCUACAAAAGUCAUUGUUCCAGGUCAAAAAUACUGCAAGUAUGCCUGGCAGCAGAAUUCCCCUAAUUCUGAGGAUGUACAAGAGGAAGAUAAACUCUCCAAAAACGUGGAAUCAUAUAGGAAAUUAAGCCAUGAGCUGAAGGAUAGGGUAUUGAACAAAGGCUGCCAUCAGCAGUUUGAAUUUCGAGAUGGGCAUAUUUUCAACUCUCCAAUUCCACGCCUUGUCUUGGGAGUCCAACGUUUUAACUUGCGUUCGGGUUCUGAUGUUAUUUUGGUGAGGAAGAAUUCUUACGAUAAACGUCAAAGGUGGUUACACAAGGAAGAUAGCAGGACAUUUCACCUGAUGAGUAAUCCAAAGCUUGUGCUUGCAGUAGCCAUACCCACUGACACAAAUGAAGAUGCAGCUGAGAUCACCAGUUAUCCUGUUAUUGUUCAGAAAUAUAAACCAUAUGGGAAUGGGGCUUCCAACCAAAAGUGGGGUUAUCUGAAAAACAGGAAGGUGCUGAAGGCUUUUUAUAGCACCAAGUUGGACAUCGAAGUCACGACUGCAAACUAUGUUGGUGUUUGUACAUCAUCUGUGGCAAAGGACGAAGAGAUCAACCAAGUAGGUUACUACUUCCGAUUACCUGGUCGCAAGACAAAGAUAAUGGUCUGCUUGGCCUGUGCAAAAUCCCUGAUUGGCCAGAAAGAAGUGAAAAAAUUACCCCCAACGAGCAAGUUCCUCUGUGCCUUUGGUUCCAAGGAGCAAAAGCAAUUCUCCUUAAAAUACCUUAAUGUUAUUGGCACGAACCAGCUGACUUCUGGUCCUCCACUUCCUGAGGGUGAUUUAGCCCCUUACGAAGCUGAAGAUGCUAUAAGGCAUUAUGAAGAUCUUCUAUUAUCUUUUCAAAGAAAGGCCUCCACGCAUACUUUAUCACAUAAUAUUCUGGCAACCAUGCGCCAGACACCGGUGAAAAUAAUUGCACAUAGAAAUGGAACAGGAUGCUCUAAUGGCAAAUUAGUUAUUGCUCAGUCUUUCCCCAUGCUUCUUUCAGGAUGCACAGUACAGCUUGGUCUGACCAGAGCAGCUUCUAGACUCUAUACAUAUGAUGGCACCACCAUUCUCAACCUAAAUGAUUUAAUUCUUUGGGCUGUGAGUGAAACCUUGAAACACAAAAGCUUAGAAGUGAAGAAAUAUGCACUUCCAGAGGAGAACAAAGAAAUAGCCAUUCUGAGUAAAGAAGAUAAAAAAACAAACCAAGGGGAAAUCAAGACACGUUCACACUCGUCGUCAGCCCGUCGGAAUUCUAUCAACAGUGGUUUGCUGACCUUUAUUCUCAAAACACCUAUAGAAGUUUGGGUUUCAUGUGGGGAACCAUUUAUACCUCUGGAUGCUUUGCAAAGAUCAGAAAAACUUGAGAGAGCGAACUGGCUGAAGAAGGACAAAAUUCUGGCUGAUUUGGAUGUCAUGAAACACAAAAUGAGACAGUUAAAAGGACGACGUGUCUUGGCACCUAAAAUCUCCAAAAUGGUUCCCACCAAAAACCAUUCUAGGCAUGGGGAAGUCAAAGGCUGGUCGGAACCCUCUCAGGAGGAAAAGAAGUUACUGGAGCACAUAGAAAGUGCUGAGGCACAACUUUCUGAGGUCCAAAGCCUGCAGACCAAACGCAGUCCUGUAGUGUCAUUGAAACAAAGCAGCCUAUAUACUCAGCCCAACACAAAAAGAGUCCUGGCUUACAUCGUUGGUAAUAAACGUGAAGAUGGCAUUUAUGCCUGGGGCAGAUCGAUUAAUGAGCUCCUGGACCAGUGCUCCACCCGCCUCAGGAUGACGUGCCCAGCCAAAACCCUGUAUACCCCGGAUGGAAAACGUCUCACAUCUUGGAAUGACAUCAAGAGGGAGAUGGUCAUCUGUGUUUCUUCUGGAAACCAUUUUGUAAACCACAAAGAGUCAAAGAAACUGGUGGAUAUCCAAGCAAGUUCUGCUCACAACAGGAAACAGAUGAAGGCUCAUGCCGCAGAUAUUGUUGCACCUGUCAUAGAAAGUUCACAAUCCAAGACAGAUAAGACGGAUUCAGUACUGUCUCUGUACACAUCUCCUGCUCUUGAAGGCUGGGGACAGGUGAUAUUCCAGCCCAUCAAAGACAAGAAUAUGAAACUGAAAAGAACAAAGGACCAGGGAACGAAUACAGGCAAGAAGAAGAAUUUAAGUGGUACAUUGGAAAAACUACUUGGGAAGGGCCUCAUUCAUCCCCUUCUAAACAAAUGA